CCUGUUUCAGAGACACCACUGGAUAGAGAGAGAGCAGCGAGCAGAGCAGGCUUCCCUCUGCCUGAAACCUGUCCGGCUGUGGGCUCUCCUUCCCUCUCUUUCCUUUUUCUUUUCUUUUUCCUUUUUUUUUUUUUUUUUUGGUUGAAAUUUUUUUCCAAGGCAAGUUCAUGGAUACUAAGCUGAUAUGUUUGUUGUUCUUUUUCUGUCUGCCUCUGCUCCUAGUGAGUAACCACACUGGUCGCAUCAAGGUGGUCUUUACUCCGAGCAUCUGUAAAGUGACCUGCACCAAGGGCAACUGUCAGAACAGCUGCCAGAAGGGGAAUACCACCACUCUCAUUAGUGAGAACGGCCAUGCAGCCGACACCCUGACAGCCACGAACUUCCGAGUGGUAAUUUGCCAUCUUCCAUGUAUGAAUGGUGGCCAGUGCAGUUCAAGGGACAAAUGUCAAUGCCCUCCAAAUUUCACAGGAAAGCUUUGCCAGAUCCCUGUCCUUGGUGCCAGUAUGCCUAAACUCUACCAGCACGCCCAGCAGCCAGGCAAGGCAUUGGGGAGUCACGUCAUCCAUUCUACACAUACCUUGCCUCUCACCAUGACCAGCCAGCAAGGCGUCAAAGUGAAAUUUCCCCCCAACAUAGUCAAUAUCCAUGUGAAACAUCCUCCCGAGGCUUCUGUCCAGAUACACCAGGUUUCCAGAAUUGAUGGCCCAGUGAGCCAGAAGGUGAAAGAAGCUCAACCAGGCCAGUCUCAAGUCUCUUACCAAGGGCUGCCCGUCCAGAAGACUCAGACAGUACAUUCCACGUACUCCCACCAGCAGGUCAUUCCACACGUGUAUCCCGUGGCCGCUAAGACACAACUUGGCCGAUGCUUCCAGGAAACCAUUGGGUCACAGUGUGGCAAAGCGCUCCCUGGCCUUUCAAAGCAAGAGGACUGCUGUGGGACAGUGGGGACCUCCUGGGGCUUUAACAAAUGCCAGAAAUGCCCCAAGAAGCAAUCCUAUCAUGGUUAUACUCAAAUGAUGGAAUGCCUUCAAGGAUAUAAACGGGUUAACAACACCUUUUGUCAAGAUAUUAAUGAAUGUCAGCUACAAGGUGUAUGCCCUAAUGGUGAAUGUUUGAAUACCAUGGGAAGCUACAGAUGCUCCUGCAAGAUGGGAUUUGGGCCUGACCCUACCUUUUCAAGUUGUGUUCCGGAUCCCCCGGUGAUCUCAGAAGAGAAAGGGCCCUGUUACCGCCUUGUCAGUCCUGGAAGGCAGUGUAUGCACCCUCUCUCUGUUCAUCUCACCAAGCAGAUCUGCUGUUGUAGUGUGGGCAAGGCCUGGGGCCCACAUUGUGAGAAAUGUCCUCUCCUGGGUACAGCUGCUUUUAAGGAAAUCUGUCCUGGUGGAAUGGGUUAUACGGUUUCUGGCGUUCAUAGACGCAGGCCAAUCCAUCAGCAUAUAGGUAAAGAAGCUGUAUUUGUCAAGCCAAAGAACACUCAACCUGUUGCUAAAAGUACUCAUCCUCCACCUCUCCCAGCCAAGGAAGAGCCUGUGGAGGCCCUGACCUCCUCGCGGGAACAUGGGCCGGGAGUGGCGGAGCCCAAAGUGGUAACAGCACCUCCUGAGAAGGAAAUACCCUCAGUGGAUCAAGAGAAAACCAGACUUGAACCUGGGCAACCCCAGCUCUCCCCAGGGGUUUCAACCAUUCAUCUGCACCCGCAGUUUCCAGUAGUGGUUGAAAAGACAUCGCCCCCUGUGCCUGUGGAAGUGGCACCUGAAGCUUCCACAUCAAGUGCCAGCCAAGUGAUUGCUCCUACGCAAGUAACAGAAAUCAACGAAUGUACUGUGAACCCAGACAUUUGUGGAGCAGGACACUGCAUCAACCUGCCGGUGAGGUAUACCUGCAUCUGCUACGAGGGCUACAAGUUCAGUGAACAACAGAGGAAAUGCGUUGACAUUGAUGAAUGUGCCCAGGUCCAGCACCUCUGCUCCCAGGGUCGCUGUGAGAACACAGAGGGGAGUUUCCUGUGUAUUUGCCCAGCAGGGUUUAUGGCCAGUGAGGAGGGUACUAACUGUAUAGAUGUGGAUGAAUGUCUGAGGCCUGAUGUGUGUAGGGAAGGCCGCUGCAUCAACACUGCUGGGGCCUUCCGGUGUGAAUACUGUGACAGUGGGUACCGGAUGUCACGGCGGGGCCACUGCGAGGAUAUUGAUGAAUGUCUGACGCCAAGCACUUGUCCCGAGGAACAAUGUGUGAACUCCCCAGGCUCUUACCAGUGCGUGCCCUGCACAGAAGGGUUCCGGGGCUGGAACGGACAAUGCCUUGAUGUGGACGAGUGCCUGCAGCCAAAGGUCUGUACUAAUGGCUCCUGCACCAACCUGGAAGGCUCCUACAUGUGUUCCUGCCACAAGGGCUACAGCCCCACACCAGACCAUAGGCACUGUCAAGAUAUUGAUGAAUGUCAACAAGGGAACCUGUGUAUGAACGGGCAGUGCAAAAACACCGACGGCUCCUUCCGGUGUACCUGUGGACAGGGCUAUCAACUGUCAGCAGCUAAAGACCAAUGUGAAGAUGUUGAUGAAUGUGAACACCGGCAUCUCUGCUCUCAUGGGCAGUGCAGGAACACAGAGGGCUCCUUCCAGUGCGUGUGCAACCAGGGUUACAGAGCAUCUGUGCUUGGAGACCACUGUGAGGAUAUCAAUGAAUGUUUGGAGGACAGCAGUGUCUGCCAGGGAGGAGACUGCAUCAAUACCGCGGGGUCCUAUGACUGCACAUGCCCGGAUGGAUUCCAGCUGAAUGACAAUAAGGGCUGUCAAGACAUUAAUGAAUGUGCACAACCAGGACUCUGUGAACCUCAUGGGGAGUGUCUGAACACACAAGGCUCCUUCCAUUGUGUCUGCGAACAGGGGUUCUCCAUCUCUGCAGAUGGCCGUACAUGCGAAGAUAUUGAUGAGUGUGUUAACAACACUGUGUGUGACAGUCACGGCUUCUGUGACAACACAGCCGGCUCUUUCCGCUGCCUCUGUUAUCAGGGCUUUCAAGCCCCACAGGAUGGGCAAGGGUGUGUGGAUGUGAACGAAUGUGAGCUGCUCAGUGGUGUAUGUGGGGAAGCUUUCUGUGAAAACGUGGAAGGGUCGUUCCUGUGUGUGUGUGCCGAUGAGACCCAGGAAUACAGCCCCAUGACGGGGCAGUGUCGAUCCCGGGUCACAGAAGAUUCAGGUGUGGAUCAUCAGCCCAGAGAAGAGAAGAAAGAGUGCUAUUAUAACCUCAAUGAUGCCAGUCUCUGUGAUAACGUGCUGGCCCCCAACGUCACCAAACAAGAGUGCUGCUGUACGUCGGGUGCUGGCUGGGGAGACAACUGUGAGAUCUUCCCUUGCCCGGUCCAGGGGACUGCUGAGUUCACGGAAAUGUGCCCUAGAGGGAAAGGAUUUGUCCCCACUGGAGAAUCCUCUUACGACACCGAUGGGGAGAACUACAAAGACGCUGAUGAGUGCCUGCUGUUUGGAGAGGAAAUCUGCAAAAAUGGUUACUGUUUGAACACUCAGCCUGGGUAUGAGUGCUACUGCAAGCAAGGGACAUACUAUGACCCUGUCAAAUUACAGUGUUUUGAUAUGGAUGAAUGUCAAGACCCUAACAGUUGUAUUGAUGGCCAGUGUGUUAAUACAGAGGGCUCUUACAACUGCUUUUGUACCCAUCCAAUGAUCCUGGAUGCCUCUGAGAAGAGAUGUGUGCAACCAACUGAAUCAAAUGAACAAAUAGAAGAGACCGAUGUCUACCAAGAUCUGUGCUGGGAGCAUCUGAGUGAGGAGUACGUGUGUAGCCGUCCUCUUGUAGGCAAACAGACGACAUACACAGAGUGCUGCUGUUUGUACGGGGAAGCCUGGGGUAUGCAAUGUGCUCUCUGCCCCAUGAAGGACUCAGAUGACUAUGCCCAGCUGUGCAACAUCCCUGUGACAGGGCGGCGGCGGCCAUAUGGACGGGAUGCGUUGGUGGACUUCAGUGAACAGUAUGGCCCAGAAACAGACCCUUACUUCAUUCAGGAUCGCUUUCUAAACAGCUUUGAGGAGCUACAGGCUGAGGAGUGUGGCAUCCUCAACGGCUGUGAAAAUGGCCGCUGUGUGAGGGUCCAGGAGGGUUACACUUGUGACUGCUUUGAUGGAUAUCAUCUGGAUAUGGCCAAGAUGACCUGUGUCGAUGUAAAUGAAUGCAGCGAGCUGAAUAACCGGAUGUCUCUCUGCAAGAACGCCAAGUGCAUUAACACAGAAGGCUCCUACAAAUGCUUGUGUCUGCCAGGCUUCAUACCAUCUGACAAGCCCAACUACUGUACGCCACUGAACACCGCUUUGAAUUUAGACAGAGACAGUGACCUGGAGUAAAGGAGAAGAAGCUACAUAACCUAUGCCCAUAUACUCUGCACUGUGUAAAGGAAAAGGGAGAGAUGUAUACUUGAGACACUGCACCUAACCCAGAACGUUGGCAAAGACGGAAACAAAUUGGAGUUGAGGGAACCCCCAAAGACAGUGAGCAGGAACCUGAGAGGUGCGACAGACCAAAUGGACAUUUCUUCAGAAACCCAGUAUAUAUAGUCUGUUCAUAUGUAAAAUUCAAUGGAAAAGAGGCAGGACAUGGCUGUCAUUUUAAACAGAGGUUGUAUUAUUAUCUUGUUUUGAUUUUUUUUUUUUACUGUUGCUUAAAUUUGGCUUUUAAAUAGUGGUGGAAAUGUUUUAUAUGAUUCUUCUUUUUGCUGUGCAGAUCCUCAGCUACCGUUUUUUUCUUCAGCAAUAAUCUCAAGUGCAAACAUCUUUGAUAAAAUAUUGUUAAACUGUAUUAUAAGUAAUAUGACACAGGGUUGUGCUGUUCCUUGGUCCGGAGACUUUGAAAAACAAAUUGUCUGUCCUGUGGAGCAGGCAGUGACUGUUAAACUUUUAUAUACAUUUGGAGAGGGUGGGGAAACACCUUUAUUUUCAGUGUCUUACCAGAUUGCCUGUCAAUUGGAUCCCUUACUUGGAUGGAAACUUAAGAGCUUCUUAGCAUUCAUUAGUAUUGUGGUGUGUAAAGUCAACCCAGAAAAAUGUCAAAACCUGAACAUCGCCCCCAAAUAUUUACCAUUGUACGUUAUUAAACAAAUAAAAAUCACCAUUUUUGUAGGAAAAAAAACUGUGUGUGGAAGAAGUUGUCCACUUCCUCAUAAUAGCUCCCCACCCCCUAUCCCCCAGCUCUUAUUUCUUAACCAGUGGUCCUCCAUUGUGUUAGGCUUCUGUAAGUUAGGACUUGUUAGCUACUGUUACAGGUUGCUAAUUUCCCUCUUAAGUUCCACGGUGAAGUGCUAAAUCCCCAUGCUUUAGGAUGCAUGGACUCUCUUUGGAGACAAGAUCUCUAAGGAGGACAUCAAAGUUACAGGAGACCAGUGGAGUAAACUGUUAUAAGACUACAGGUACCAAGACUUGGUAACUGUACCAAGACUACAGGUGUCCUUAGGUGACAAGGACAAAAGAACACGUGCAAAGGAAAAGUCACUUGAAGAGGGCUAGAAGGCGACCAUCUUACAAAAGAGGGAGGCCUCAGAGGGAAGUCAACCCUGCUACAGAUCUUGACCCCUAGUCCAGAAUUAUGAGAAAAUAAACUUGUGU
This is a messenger RNA of Arvicanthis niloticus (Nile rat), 5606 nucleotides long. The record is from RefSeq and is a predicted model, not a curated record. NCBI's taxonomy places the organism in Eukaryota, Metazoa, Chordata, Mammalia, Rodentia, Muridae.